CCGCCACCACAUAGUAGGAGCUCGGUCUUCGCAGGCUUUGUCAGGAAUUUCAAGCCCUGCACGGAGCACUUCAGUUUAUUUCGAGCCUCUGCUAGGAGUGGGCAUGGAGAAUCCACACGCAGAGCGUCAUAACGUACUCUUGCAGCGUAUCAUAAAGAACGCAGACAAAUGUACUGAGUCUAUCAUAGAGCUAAAUCGCUGUCUCGAGGAAAUUGUUCGCGCCAACGAACACGUCAGAAUCGCUUCGGAGCUCGUGACAAAAUAUCGUAAGAACGUACAGUACAAUUUGGAAGCCACCCGUGCAACACAGGAAGCAACCGCUAAGGAGUGAAUGCUACGUCCCAGUCACGGGAAUCCGUUGUGGAUGCUGCAUGCACGUAAUCUCUGGACAGAACUGGAGCGUUAUAAGCGAGCUCGUCGCAGGACCGGAACCCAUUCAACGCUUCUCCAAUCUGUCGACCACUGAAACUUCUCUCGCUGCAUGGAUAUGUCUGACAUGAUCUUAUGGCGACAGUAUAUGACGCCUUAACAAUGCCGUGCAACAUCAGAUCAUAGACCGGGAGUUAAGAAUGAGCUA
Phanerochaete carnosa HHB-10118-sp is the source of this 577-nucleotide messenger RNA. RefSeq lists its product as uncharacterized. The transcript is spliced from 4 exons. Gene Ontology annotation, cellular component: mitotic spindle; DASH complex. Bases 104 to 331 code for a protein of 75 amino acids. The record is from RefSeq and is a predicted model, not a curated record. NCBI's taxonomy places the organism in Eukaryota, Fungi, Basidiomycota, Agaricomycetes, Polyporales, Phanerochaetaceae. Gene Ontology annotation, biological process: attachment of spindle microtubules to kinetochore.